This is a messenger RNA of Pseudogymnoascus verrucosus, 2928 nucleotides long. RefSeq lists its product as uncharacterized. The transcript is spliced from 2 exons. Gene Ontology annotation, biological process: ubiquitin-dependent protein catabolic process via the multivesicular body sorting pathway; protein targeting to vacuole; protein targeting to membrane. Gene Ontology annotation, cellular component: ESCRT I complex. The coding region runs from base 1238 to 2032 and encodes 264 amino acids. NCBI's taxonomy places the organism in Eukaryota, Fungi, Ascomycota, Leotiomycetes, Thelebolales, Thelebolaceae. The record is from RefSeq and is a predicted model, not a curated record.
CUCCGAGUACACCAACAAUCCACCAAUACUUCAUCGACGGUCCAGCGACGCCAGCGGCGCCUCCUCCAACACUCCGAGGUGUAGCACGGCAUCAUACACGUUUGAUUCAAGCUUCACCUAGACCUAGGACGGUAAUGGAGGCGAACCCGGGGACACCCUCGCACACCCAGGCAAACCCAGGCAAGAGUGAUCUUCGACGAUAUCCCCAAUAUGUCCAGAGUAUGGAGUACUUGACGCAUAGUACUCUACACCUACCCAAACAUAUCGCACCGAGACAUUUCUCUCCACACAGACACAGGGAACUAAGGCGCGGAUAGGGAACAGGAUUGAAGAUACAAACCCCACUCAACCCACUUCCCCCUUCUUGGGCUCUCCACCACUCCACUCCGGCUCGGGGAGACGCUCGGCCAUCCUGGAGAAACAUUACGAAACAAAAGAUUGGCCGAAUCGGAGUACCCUCUGCCGCUUGGAUCGGUUUGUUCCGCCGUUAUCGUCGGCGUCACUGUGAUCGCGAAUUGGAAAAAGGUGGCAAAAUUGCUGGCCUGUCUGCCGUGCUUCUUGUCUCCUUAAAAAUCACCAAGCCGCCGACAGCAUUUGUACGCCCGAGGAAGGGACUGGCCGUGCUGGUCACAUUGCACUGACAACUUAGUAAGUAAUAUGCCAUCCAUACAAAGGAUGAUAUUGCAGGCCCAUACCUUGCUUUGCCAUGCCGCGCCACGCAAUGCCAUGCAAGGCUCUCGGCGCUGGUGACCGCUCACUCCCUCAUGAAUCCCAUAUCGCACCCGCCGGGUCCAAAGUAUUUCCCCGAUACCAGGGACCAGCCCGAAUGCCACCGGGAGGCUUGGAAUGCUGCAAGGUCGUAUAUGCAGUGUGCCUGCGCUCGGUCUACUUUCGAGAGUAUUCCGUUGAGAAGCUACAUGAUCCAUACAUGCAAACAGGCAAUAGUCUGCUCUGCACAAUUUGUAUUGUUUUGUACUUUUGAAGGAGGCUUGCACAUCCAUCUGUCACUCUCAAAUUCGUGGGUACAGAUCGGUUAAGAUAAGAUUAGAUUAGAUCUGGGCGGGCACCAGAUCCAAGGCUUCAAAUACGCACACCCACGUAACCUGGCACGUACUGCGGCUAGAGAACGCCAUGAGCCGCAACCCUUAACCACCUCAACCUCGCUAUUUAUAAAGCUGGCCUUUAUUUAACGAAAUAUACCCCCAUCGGCGAUACUCGUACAGCUUCUACCCUGACCAUGGCGGCCUACACCCCCUCAAACGACAUCCCAUCAUACGCGGACCACCGUGCCUCGGGAUCUUUCGAUCCCAACGUCCCGCCAAAGCCACCGCCAAAGCCACGCAGCGAAGACGUGAGCCGGCAAAGUACGCCUGUGCUGUCACAAUUCCCCCAUCAACCGUCCCCGCUGGGGGCCAAACCGUCCCCUCCGACGCCCGAACGGCCACUUUACGCCGAACAAGUCGGCCCUCAAGGUGCUCCACAAGCCAUCCCAGACCCAGGGCCUAACUGGCUGCCAAAGAUCCUAGAAGACAAAUCUAUUCAAGAUCUCGAAGAGAUUCUCCGUAAGCCCGAGCUGCUCUCAGCGACAUGUCACUCCCGCGAUACCGCGCACCCCUCCACCUCUGCCUCGGACGAAUCACUACAAGCUGCCCUGCGCGAGAACAUAGCCCUAGCAUCUCAUCUAAACGACGUCGAGGCCCGUCUAUCGCAUCUGCAGGCCUCAACACAAGCACAGCUCCUCUCCGCUCAUGCACUGGAACGUCAAUGGCGGCAGAAGCAAUCAGAUAUGGACCGAGCGCUCUCCCCAUUCUCGCCAUCAUCCCUGUACCAGCGCCUGGGCUCCGGCGUGCAGGACCAGGAGAUGGUGUGCCAGGCGCUGGAAGAAAGCUUCCUGGAAGGCGAUGGCGCCGUCGCUACGGAGCGCGAGAUCACGGAGUGGGUGCGCCGCUAUCGCGACGCGAGACGCCUCUACUACUCGCGCAGGGAGAGGAAGGAGAGGUGGGAUGAGGGGAGGGUUGGGGGUUGGCGAUAAGGCGUCCAGUCAGUCCAGCUACUGGAGGAAAGGAAGAAAGAGACGCAGCCAGUCGGCCCGUUUGGGACGCUCAGGUGAGCAUAUCUGCAACAGACUACUACGCUACGGACGCCGGGUUGGCGCGGCUUCUUAUUACCUGCGUCCGCUCCUAGCUCUAAUUUGAUGGCCGGCCUUAACACUCUAUUUCGAGACGGGGAGCCCGUUCGAGUCACCCGUUUCGUAGGCUCGUGAGGCCUGUACUGUAGGUGAUGUCGUCGCUUUGUGUGGGAGCUGGCGGUGACGACGGCGCGCUCGCGAUGCAUGAUGCAAGGCAGGCGCUCUAGAGAAGACAGGCUAUAUUGGGCAAACGCAACCCAAAGCUGGGGGGGAUAUGGCGAUGUUACACACGUUAUUGGAUAAAUAGGUCACGACGGAAGCAAGCCGACGGAAACUCAACGGCGAGCGACAGGCGGAGACAAAUAUAAUCACACCCCCAAGAGGGGCGAUCAUCCCAAUUAGACUUCUCGUCCGUGAGAUCUGCCGACGUUAAUGGCUGUGUUCCAAGGCACACCUUUAGCAUCUCCGGUGUCAAUGACUGCCUUCUUGGCUAUAUCGACCUCGUAUUACUACAUGAAAUAACCAUCGAUCACCAUCGCGCGAACUGCAUAUUUUUCGUUUCAAACAGAGCAACCAGCCAGCCAUAAAUCGUAGAUUUAGUUUUAGCACAGCUCAUUUUGGCGUAUUUACCGGCCUUCCAAGUUCGGCAGUUGGUCAGUGUUAGCUUGUUUGUUUUGAAACGUUCCUCCCUGUUCUCCUCCGCUGCGCCGCUACUGGCGACGAUCCCAAGCACAUCCAGUCGCGAUUUGGAUAGUAUAAGUAGCAUCCGCGCCCGCAAACACACGCAGAAAGUGGGAAUU